Molecule: messenger RNA, 1122 nt
Organism: Nymphaea colorata (pocket water lily)
Lineage: Eukaryota; Viridiplantae; Streptophyta; Magnoliopsida; Nymphaeales; Nymphaeaceae
Exons: 2
Coding region: 402-875 (157 amino acids)
Source: RefSeq, a predicted model, not a curated record
AGUUGUUGAUCAAUCUCUAACUUCCGCCUGCAAAUAAGGUGUUUCACCGGCCGUAACCUGACUGACUCACCUCCCACCGACUGAAGCACUUGUCUGUUUCAGCUUCCAACUUGUGAACACCUCAGGUUCAAUCUAAACCGGCGUCAGUCCAGGGAAAUCUCAUUCCUUGGACAAACCUUCAGCUGAUCACCGUCUUGGCAAACCCCUUGCCUGCAUCCUCGAAUAAGGUGUCGAACAAUGUUCAACCAACGCCUUCCCUUUGCCUUCGGCCUUCUCCCUUCUGAUCCCUGAAAUAGAGAAGCAGGGGGAACAGAGGCGACCAGAUGGGCGCCUAGAACUGAGGCGAUCAGAAAGCGCCCGACAAUUCUCUCAUUGCCUGCAACUCAGAAAGCUGUCAGUCGAUGCCGGCGACGGUCCGGCCCUCACUUCCCCAAUUUCUGUCUGCAGAAAUGGGAUUCAACAAUCCUGUCCUUGGAGGUGUUCAGAGCAUCUCGCCUGCCACGAAACCAUUGCUGAUUCACUAUCAACGCGGCAUUACUACUUCUACAGAAUCUCUGGACAUUGCUCCGGUGGGCAGAAGGUCUCCAUCAACAUCGUCUCAGCCACUUCAUCGCCUCCACCACCAAAACGCCGUUGGCCAGAUUUAUAUGCUGAAAAGUGAGAAGGAACUGGUUUAUCGCUGCUCAUCGCUUCUCUUCCCUCUUCUUAGAGCAGUAAGAAGGAACUAUGGCAAACCAAGAAAAGAAUAUUGGCGACAUCAACAAUUCAGAAAAUUAUCAGGUGAUGACCAAUUCUUUUUUUUUAGAUCUGAUAAUCCCAGAAGUGUGUUGGUAUCUCAUGCACUUAAGGGAGACAAUUAUGCCAUUUGGAGUUAAAGAAGGAGAUAAGAAUCGUGCCUUAUGAGUUAGAUGCAAUAAUAUGAUUCUUUCAUGGAUUUUAAAUUCUAUUAGCAAAGAAAUUGCUGCUAGUAUUGCUUAUGCUACUUCUACUCAAGAUGUAUGGGAAGAUUUGAAAAGCAGGUUUACUCAGAGUUUAGCACCAAGAAUAUAUCAACUGCAGAGUUCUAUAUGUCAACUUCAACAAGACAAGAGACUCUAUCAAUUACUAUGUAGUACACAAAAA